UACCAGCCUCACACACACACACACAUACAUAUACAUUCACGUCGGCUCCCCUGUUGUACUUUGUGGAAUAGUGGAUUACUUUCUAAACUGAGCCACUCAUCGAGCAAAUCCAGGCAUGUUCAGGUGGCAGCGUGUCAAAGCGGUGUUGAACUGUGAAAUGAACCAUGGAGGGCUCUGGGAGGCCAGUCACUAGCCGAGCCAACAGCCGCAGGAGAAGCAGUAGCCUGGGGAGGCCCCGCAGCAUGCAGCUGGGCCCUCAAUAGCACCAAGUGGACCCGGUCCUCUCCUCUUCAUCUGGGGCCAGGGCUGCAGAAUGCUCAGUCCUGUCACCCCAUACAGUUUGUUGAAGAUGCACUGGUCCCCGGAGCACGCCGCCCCCUUAUCUCAGUGGCCUGAGCAGCACCUAGAUGUCACCUCUACCACCUCACCACCGUCUGCCCACAAACACGACCCCUAUGCUACAGCUGCUCGCCGCAGCUAUGCCCCUGCAGGUUACCCUUGGGCAAGUGAUGACAUAUCUGCCCUUACUGCUUCUUCUCUGCUCAAACGCUAUGCUGAGAAGUACUCAGGCUUGGAGCUGUCCUAUGAACGCCCCCCUACAGGGGCAUACUCAGAGCCUGGAACUUUCCUAAAAACUGAAUCUGAGCCAUGGGCUCUGGGUCAGGGCAUGGAAUGUUACCCUGGACUAGAAGCAUUAACUGGCACAAAGGUCGGCUCUGCAUCAGUGGGCAUCCCAGCCACAGGAAGUGUGACAGUAGUGAGCAGUAACUUGGCCUCCGAGCCAGGCUACAGUGGCGCUGGCUCCUGUAGUACCCCAUCAUCUCAGGAAUAUCCUCCUGCCUACAACAGCACCUACCUGUCCUCAGGAUACUGCCCUCAGCCCAGCGCAGCACUUCCGCCUGCCCCCCUACACCCUUUGCAGGCCGCACCUACUCUUGUGCCCAGCUACAGCGCCAGCACUCCAGUCUACAACUAUCCUCCAGGCUGCUAUCCCCAAACCAGCCUGUCGUCUGGAUACAGCCACCCCAGUGCCUCCUACCUUCCCCCUGGGAUUAGUGCCCCCACUCCUCUGGCCCCUAGGCCGACAAUGGUGGGGGGCAGUUACAGCUACCCAUCUCACAGCCUUGGAGGGAGCUCCGAUGGAGGGGUGCCACUGAAACGUAAGGCCUUUGAGAUGGCAGAGGAAGGACAGGAGGCUGGAGAGGUGGAGGGAUCACGCUACAGAAAGUAUGGCAAUGGCCAUGGAAACAGUCAUGGCAAAGGGCACGGUAAUGGCUACGACAUGAGCGGUUCGGCCUCGGACCCACAGGCCUACAAACCAGGAAAGCCCAUGAUGUCACCCCCUUAUGGCGGGGCAGGAGACUACAGCCCACCAUCAAGCCUAGCAGGAGAGAGCGUGUCAGGGGAGCACAACUUUCCUCAGCAACAGAGAAUGUCUAUGAAGAUACCCGCAUCGCACACACGAUCUGAGGACUCCACUGCAGGGCGCUGACAACACUGGUUGGACAUGAGAGGAUUCUUGCGCUCUUUGAAACCAACCAGGGUUCUCAAUCAUGACAGCCUUGGGGGGAAUAAAGUUGGAUUUGUCAAUGAAAGGUUUAGUUUCACUAACAGACACAAGAGGACACAAGACUGGGAUUUCUUGUGCAUCUUUAACAUUUUCAUUAUUAAUGUUUUUCCAAAGAUUCACAGGGGCAUUUUGCUCUGUAAGGUUAGGGUAAGUUUUAGGGGUUAAGGUAAGGCAUUCUAAACAUAACUAGCGUUAAGACAGUCUAAACGUGUGAGUGUCUGUUUCUCUCAGGAUCCUAUUUAUUUCCUCUCUGCUACUGCGGCAGCAGCACUGCAAUGUUGCUGCUUUAGAAAUUGGUGUAAUUAUUUGUGGCCAUUAUGUAUGCAAAAGGCCUUUGACUGCAAUACGUUCUACCACAAAAAUCAUUACCGACCAAAAAGUAAGGAGAGCAAUAACUGAAAUGGUGAGGUUGCCAUAGUACUUCAGCACAAUCACUGCUUCUUUACACAGCUCUUUAAGUCUCUAACUCUAAGGCUUGGUCUGUCACCUGGCCUCGAGAAAUGAAUGUUUUCCUGCUCAGCACUCGCUUUCCCCCCAAACUUGACUUGUCUUUUCAGUUUCCUUAACCUCUUCUUGUCAUGGUCUUUAUCAUAUUCUAUCCUGGGGUCCUGCUUCUUGUUCUCAACCUUUUUCAUUACUGAACAACUUUUUAUUUUUGUCCAGUUUAUACAUAACAAGCUGCUUAUCAAAUGAUUACAUAGUAUACAUGAAGCCGCCCUCUAAAAUAGUUUUGAUGUAAAGAAAGAGUGGGGAAAUGAAUCGAAGAUUUUAUGUUCAUUUGUUCAAACGUAUUAAGCGUUCACUCAAUGACAGUAUAUAUGCAGACAGUCUUCAAAGCGUGUUGUUUACUUGCAGAUUUCUGCUGAUCCUAAACCUAGCAGGUAUAUUUUCAAAAAAUCUGUUAAUAACAGUGCAACUUACACCUUAAUACUCAAAGUAAAAAGAAGUAAUGACUAUACAAAUCAACCAAUCAACCAAAAAUCAAACAGCAAUGUAGAAGUUUGCAUACUGCUAACAUUCACUCAGAGAAGCUUAAAGGCACGUAAGCCUGUUUUUAUCUUCUGUUUGGAUGCACAGCCCAGACUGAGAGGCAUACAGAUCUCAAUGGAGGAUAAAUGCUUCUGAGUGCCUCAAAUAAUUGUCGCUUAACAUUACAUUCUUGAUGAAGAUCCACCUGCCCGUCUGCAACAGGAUUUACUUCUUUUUAAUAUGCAUUCUCUUUACUUUUGCCUCUCAAAAGGAUGAUUUAUAGUCGUGUUAUUGAAUACUCAGGAAAAAUAUUGUUACCUCAGAAUGAUAAAAUAAGAAUGUAUGUUAUUACCUUAGGGUGUUUGUAGGGAGCUUUAUGGAGCAAGAUGAAAACAGAGCCAUGGCUUUUAUUAAGAGCAAAACAUACUCUGAACACUUCAGGGAAACAAUGAACUUACAAGGCCUUUGAUACUAGUAGAAAAUGCACAUACACACACAUACAUGCACACCUACACACACACACACACACACACACACACACACACACUGCUUCUUAGCUCUGGGAAAAUUAAACUUGAGGUUUUUUGUACCAAGGCCUGAAAUGUUGAAUGUAAUUCAGAUAUUUUUUUUAAAAGGACAAUACAUGCCAUAAUGUACAUCAAUGGUGUUUUUAGAUAUAUGAAACAUAUUUUCUUCAUGUAUAGAUGUAAUUCUCUUCUAGGUUUUGGUGGAGAAUUGAAUGACAUGUUAAGUGUUAGUGUAGUUAGCGGUGGGAAAACGGUUUUUGUGGACAAACUGUCAAAAACAAAGCACUCCUGAUAAACAACUUUUGACAUAUCAAGACGUACACAUGCUACAGUAUAUGCUUUAUAAUAGGUGUUUAUUAAAUGUCUUAAUAAAGUGUCCAGUCUCCAUUUUCCCAUAUCAGUAUUUUAAAACUGCUGACAGUGUCACCAGGCAAUCAGCUUGAUUUUAACUCUAACAUGAGGCCAUGAAGAAGGGAGAAGUUAAAAAUUUACCAAGUAUGUGCACUGUCAGAAACUAUGUACAGUUACAGCCGUAAACAUUUGUUUUUUUGCCAAGUUGUAGCUUUGUUGCUCCUCUAUGUCACCCCUUCAUCAGUUGUGCCAUAUUAUUAUUUUGUUAAAAUCAAACAAAAGUCUUGCCUAAAAGCCUGCCCAGAGUGGAUCCCCUUUAAUAGUAAGAUUUAGGCUGAAAUGCAGCUUCAGAUUUAGUCUGAAAUUAAAUGUGAUUAAAAGUAUUUUAAUUUGGAAAUAUAAGCACAUUCAUAAAAUUGAACUUGAAUUAAGAAUGUGGUUGAGUGUGAAAAAUAAACCUCACACAAAGAUUUAGCUUCAAAAAAAUUCUGGAGAAAAGAAAACAGAUUAAAGAAAAGGUGUUACACAAAUAAUAUUGUUUGUUACCCCCAGAUUAGUAUUUCAGCGCUUAGCUACAACAAUUGAAUGCUCUUCAAUGCCACACAAAGAAUGUGCAUUACAUUUACCUACACACUGCAACAAACGACAGUGUUUGCUGUUUCUUGGUGUUACUCUGAUUCAUUGAAGUAAGUGGAGUUGAAUUUGUCCAGCUGAUGGCAAAUGGCAUUUCAGUGUUAUCUCUGUUAUCCAGUUGUACUUUUGUUGUAUCUUGUACAUUCUCUGUAACCAAUUCUACCUCAUUUUGAAGACAUUGUACAUGGAAAUAUUUAUUUCAUGUCAUUUCACAUGCCAGUUUAACGAGCAAUGCUUCUAACUCUUGACCUGUUAUAGUCUACCUCAUUAAAGACUGUUGUGUCAUGGAAAUGAAGAUA
This is a messenger RNA of Epinephelus fuscoguttatus (brown-marbled grouper), 4349 nucleotides long. RefSeq names its product fidgetin. Bases 314 to 1492 code for a protein of 392 amino acids. Lineage: Eukaryota; Metazoa; Chordata; Actinopteri; Perciformes; Serranidae. The transcript is spliced from 3 exons. The record is from RefSeq and is a predicted model, not a curated record.